AUGAAGUCACCUAUCCCAGACUAUCUCAACCGGGUCCUGGAAAAUGCCCGCCCUAUCGAGACAGGCAAGCCGGCUAGCUACAUCGAGACCCUGGCCAAAGCCGACACUUCCAAAAUAGCGGUGGCCCUUGCUAUGGUCGACGGGCAAAUCUACUCAACCGGAGAUGACGAUGUCGAGUUCUCCAUUCAGUCCAUCUCAAAGGCUUUUGUCUACGCGCUCGCGAUUGAGGAUGCGGGACUGGACAUGGUCCUAGAGAAGAUCGGCGUGGAGCCCUCGGGAGAUGCCUUCAAUUCUCUGAGUCUAGAACGUGGAACGAACAGACCCAUGAACCCCAUGAUCAAUGCGGGAGCCAUCACGGCGCACUCUCUCAUUGGAGGUCCUGACUGGACUUCUGAUCAAAGAACAGAGCGCAUCCUCGAAGCUUUGUCCAAGUUGGCAGGUCGAAGGCUGCACGUCUGCGAAGAGGUGUACCAGGCUGAGCUGAGAGGCGCUGAUCGCAACAUGGGAAUUGGCUACAUGCUCAAAGCGGCCGGUAUUAUCACUGGCGAUACUCAGCAGAUUGUGCAAGGAUACAUCCGCCAGUGCGCCAUCAAUGUCAAUGUUCGCGAUUUGGCAAUGAUGGCAGCGGUUCUUUGCAACGCAGGUAUCCACCCCGAGACCGGAGACAGGAUAAUUGCUCAGGACAGUGUUCGCCAAAUUCUGUCCGUCAUGGCAACUUGCGGUAUGUAUGACGCUGCAGGUGACUGGAUGUCAAGGAUCGGUAUACCAGCAAAGAGUGGUGUUGCAGGUGGUAUCAUCGGCGCUUUGCCUGGUCAGAUGGGCAUUGCUGUCCUGUCUCCCAAGCUCGACUCCCGGGGAAACAGUGUCCGAGGAGUUGCGAUAUGCGAGCAGCUCUCGAGAGACAUGGGGCUACACAUGAUGGAUGUCAGCCAGAUUGCCCAGGCGACUGUGCGCACAUCCUUAGCAACCAUUGUCGCAGGGGAAAACGAGCCUCAUCACCAAAACUGCAACAAGGAGGUGAUAAUCUUCAGUCUACGAGGUGUUGUACGUUUCGCGGGAUCAGAGCGACUCACCCGUGCCAUCACACGAGAGCUUGGAGACCCCGACCCAGAGGACCCCGGCUCUGGCAGUGCUCGAAAUGCAUGCGCUGUCGUCUUUUCCUUCCGCGAUGUUUUCUCAUUCAAUUCUGUCGCCCAGCAAAUCAUCCAGUCCGACGUUACCCGCUUGCUCAUGGACGGAAGACCUGUGGUUAUCAUCGAUCCUUCAGGGGUUUUGACAAUCGACACCGACCGCGCGGGAAACAAACUGAAGAUUGUAGAAACAGAGACGCAAGCAAGAGAUUUCAUCGGAGGAAUCGGAUGUCAGACAGUCACCAAGAGCGACGAAUGGUGA
Molecule: messenger RNA, 1392 nt
Organism: Fusarium sp. VM40
Lineage: Eukaryota; Fungi; Ascomycota; Sordariomycetes; Hypocreales; Nectriaceae
Source: the annotation of a GenBank genome assembly